AUGCUUUACUCACUGGACAUCUUUUCCAACACCUCGAAAGUCAACAGCACAGAGGACUUGGAAACCACUGAGAAUGCAAGAAAUAUGACCAGCAAGAGAAACGACAGUGACCCGUUUGGGCGAAACGAAGAGGUGGCCAAAAUUGAGAUAACAGUUCUUAGUCUUGCGUUCAUCGCCGCUGUGGUGGGGAACGUGAGCGUUCUGUUGGCCAUGAGUCGCAGCAGACGCAAACUGUCUCGCAUGCACCUGUUCAUGCGCCACCUAAGCCUCGCGGACCUGGUGGUGGCUUUCUUCCAGGUGCUGCCGCAACUUUGCUGGGAGAUCACCUUUCGCUUUUAUGGACCCGACUUUCUGUGCCGCAUUGUUAAGCACCUGCAGGUAAUGGGCAUGUUUGCGAGCACAUACAUGAUGGUCAUGAUGACCGUGGACCGCUACAUUGCCAUUUGCCACCCGCUGCAGACUGUCCAGCAGCCCACACAGCGCGCCUAUGCCAUGAUCGGAGCCACAUGGGCGUGCAGCCUGGUGCUGAGCUCACCGCAGUACUUCAUCUUCUCCCUGAGCGAGGUGCGCCCCGGGUCAGCCGUAUAUGACUGUUGGGCACACUUUAUUGAGCCGUGGGGCGGGCGCGCUUACAUCACCUGGAUCACAGCUGGCAUAUUUGUGGUGCCCGUAUCAGUCCUUGUCCUCUGCUAUGGUUUAAUCUGUUAUACAAUCUGGAAAAACUUCAAGCACAAGACACGUCGGAAAAGUGUUGGGGCAGUGGUGGAAGCCACAAAAAACGGAAUCCUGGGAAGGAACUCUGUCAGCAGCGUCAGCACCAUCUCCCGUGCCAAAUUACGCACAGUUAAGAUGACCUUUGUAAUUGUGGUGGCCUAUGUGGUUUGCUGGGCGCCAUUCUUCACCGUGCAGAUGUGGUCUGUAUGGGACAAGAGUUUUUCCUGGGCAGAUUCAGAGAAUACAGCUGUGACACUAUCUGCUCUUCUGGCCAGUCUUAACAGCUGCUGUAACCCUUGGAUCUACAUGAUCUUCAGCGGUCAUCUCUUGUCUGACUUUGCCAGGAGCCUGCCCUGCUGUGCUAAACUCAGCACCAAGUUCAGUCACUUGGACUCCGACAGCAGCAUCCGGAGAACCACUCUGUUGUCCCGCCUCCAAACUCCACGUCUCUCUGAGCCUUUCAAAGACACAGACACCGCUCCCAAAACUGCUAUUCCUGCUCCAACAGUCACAUGA
Boleophthalmus pectinirostris (great blue-spotted mudskipper) is the source of this 1230-nucleotide messenger RNA. Its product is annotated as arg8-vasotocin receptor-like. NCBI's taxonomy places the organism in Eukaryota, Metazoa, Chordata, Actinopteri, Gobiiformes, Gobiidae. Gene Ontology annotation, cellular component: membrane. The transcript is spliced from 2 exons. The record is from RefSeq and is a predicted model, not a curated record. Bases 1 to 1230 code for a protein of 409 amino acids. Gene Ontology annotation, biological process: positive regulation of vasoconstriction; G protein-coupled receptor signaling pathway; regulation of systemic arterial blood pressure by vasopressin. Gene Ontology annotation, molecular function: vasopressin receptor activity; peptide binding.